AUGUUCACGCAUCCCGAAAUCGGGAAGAUUCCCACGUUGCUCCAAAGAUGGGCCAAUGUUCGCCCAAAGGCGAUUCAUUGGUGUCAGAGUGCUUGCGGACUCACGGCCAAAGUGCCGUUCUUUGCCCUCUGCUUCGAGGGCAAGCGGCGUGCCGGUGACGGAGAAACGAGGACAUGCCAGGAGGCAAGAGUGCACGCAGACCCCUCUGCCUCUGCCAUCCUCUUCCACUACGGUAACUUUGACAGUGCUUCACCUCGGCUGCAUGGCUUGGAAGUCUUCCAGUAUGAAGUUGGCACCAGCCUCAGUCAAGGCUCUUCCCUCCACCCCGAUCAGCGCCGAUUUGUCAAGGAUAUGACUCUCGACGAGCUGGCAGAGAAGCCCGGGCGCAGGGGGCAAGGGGGGGAGGCCGCCUCGACUUGCAUCGAGCUUAAUGACCUGCUUGUGGUUUCGCUCUUGUUUCCAGGAGUGCUCGGGAAACAGCGUCUUUGCCUUCCACCCAGUCGAAGAGCGGGGCCAAAACAUUUAGUCACUGGUUUCCGGUUCAGCCGAUCUGAGUGCGAGAUAGUGCGAGCACGCCAGUUUGCACCGAAGCACUGCCGAGUUCAAUGCAGCACAGGGGACUGUAGAGCAUCGUGGAAGCCACAGAGCCGCUGGUUGCCACAAGCCUCGUCUUUCACCUGGAAACGCCUUCUAAGCCCUCUGUUUCUAUCAAGCCAGAGCCCUCGUGAGCAUUGCACCAAAGCCACUUUGCCGCUCCAGAUGGCUUCGGGUCGAGAAACACUGGGAAGAUGGGUCGGAAACGCCUUUGCAGCCGUCAGGAUCACAUGCGGCAAGCAGGAGAUGCCGGUGCUGCACUGCGACAUCCUCGCCGAGCCCGGGACGGCCUUGGGAAGCAAGGGCUGCGGUCUGGUGGAGUUUGCCAAUGCGGCUGCUGCGACCCGAGCCGUGAAUCAGCUGACAGACACCGAGAUCAAAGGGCGCAAGAUCUUCGUGAGGGAAGAUCGGGAGCCCCGGCGACCGGCCCAAGGCCGCAAAGUGUUCGUCGGGAAUCUGCCCUACAGUGUCACCUGGCAGGCUUUGAAAGACCACAUGCGGCAGUGUGGCGAAGUCCUUCGCUGCGACAUUCUAGCGGAGCCGGGCACUGCGCUGGGAUCCAAGGGCUGCGGUAUCGUGGAGUACGCCUCCGCCGCAUCGGCGCAGAGGGCCAUUCGAGACCUGUCCGAUUCGGAGCUGAAGGGCCGGCUGAUCUUCGUGCGGGAGGACCGUGAGGACGACGUCCCAUACCGAGGACGGCGGUUGCAGGAUCGUGCACCGGCUCCAAUGCGGGCACGGAGUCGGUCCUACGACGAUCGGAAGUGGCGACCGGUUCGUGGAGGGUACUCGGCUGAGGGAGGGAGUGGCUGCCGAGUCUUUGUCGGGAACCUGGCCUACAGUGUGACCUGGCAGGAGCUCAAGGACCACAUGCGGGAUGCCGGCCAAGUGAUGUUCUGCCAGAUCCUCAAGGAGCCCGGCACCGCACUGGGUUCCAAGGGCUGCGCGCUGGUGGAGUACAGCACCCCCAAGGAGGCAAGGAAGGCUAUCAACAUGAUGACCGACAGCGAGCUCCGAGGAAGGAAGAUAUGGGUGCGCGAGGACCGUGAGGAGUGA
Symbiodinium sp. CCMP2456 is the source of this 1647-nucleotide messenger RNA. The record is from the annotation of a GenBank genome assembly. NCBI's taxonomy places the organism in Eukaryota, Dinophyceae, Suessiales, Symbiodiniaceae.